Molecule: messenger RNA, 1008 nt
Organism: Wyeomyia smithii (pitcher-plant mosquito)
Lineage: Eukaryota; Metazoa; Arthropoda; Insecta; Diptera; Culicidae
Product: mitochondrial import receptor subunit TOM20 homolog
Exons: 4
Coding region: 249-713 (154 amino acids)
Biological process (GO): tRNA import into mitochondrion; protein import into mitochondrial matrix; protein targeting
Cellular component (GO): mitochondrial outer membrane; mitochondrial outer membrane translocase complex
Molecular function (GO): transmembrane protein transporter activity
Source: RefSeq, a predicted model, not a curated record
AGCACGAGGCAACCGAAACUCGGCUGUCAGUUCAGUGCGAAAUAGAAAACUCGGAAAAACUCGAAAAAACUGCUCUGUUACGUACGCGACUAGUGUGAAACUUUGCGAGUAGUGCCGUUUGCGUAGAAAGGAAAGACUGCUAGUCCUGCUAGUUUCGUCCGCGGGUUUCGGUUUUCCCUGUUUCCCGUGAAGACCCUUCACUCCGAGUUGGUCGUUGUUUGGUGGGUGGCCCUAGUGAGCGGAAUAAAAUGGAGAUCAGCAAAACGACGAUUGGGAUCGCGGCCGGAGUCGCAGGAACGCUCUUCCUCGGCUACUGCAUUUACUUCGAUCACAAGCGCCGCAAGGAUCCGGAUUUCAAGAAGAAGCUUCGCGAGAGACGGAAAGCGAAAAAGGCAGCUUCCGCUGCUGGUGGACCAAAGUCGAAUAUGCCCAACAUGGCCGAUCACGAAGAGGUGCAGAGAUUCUUCCUGCAAGAAAUUCAAAUGGGAGAAGCUCUGAUCUCAUCUGGUGACAUCGAGACCGGUGUUGAGCAUCUGGCAAACGCAGUUAUCGUAUGCGGUCAACCUGCACAACUUUUACAAGUCCUCCAACAAACAUUGCCAGCCCAAGUGUUCUCAAUGUUGAUCAGUCGCAUGCGACAGUACGGUAACCAGAACGGCGGUGGAGAAAGCGACCGGGCUAAACUGCAGGACAUGAACGACGAUCUGGAGUAGUGGUCUCGAAUUCGGUAAAGUCAUUUAUAACUACACUGCAUAUUCACAGAGAGAAAAAAAGAUUCGUAAAGAUUCCUUCCGGCCAGCGCAUACCGACCGGAGGGAUCGUUUUUACCAAAUACUAAGUGCACUCACGGCACCGAGUCCUACAAAAUACAUUGCAGUUUGAUUGAUAUCGUACAACAGAGCAGAGCGGCAACAAAGAAGAAGUGCUUUAGAACAAAACACAUUUAUUCAGACGGUUGAGAAGAGAGCUUUAGAAACUGAAAACAACGUAGUAUUGGCUAUUGUUUCA